Gossypium raimondii (Peruvian cotton) is the source of this 2738-nucleotide messenger RNA. Its product is annotated as auxin response factor 18. Gene Ontology annotation, biological process: regulation of DNA-templated transcription; response to hormone. NCBI's taxonomy places the organism in Eukaryota, Viridiplantae, Streptophyta, Magnoliopsida, Malvales, Malvaceae. The record is from RefSeq and is a predicted model, not a curated record. Gene Ontology annotation, cellular component: nucleus. The coding region runs from base 351 to 2399 and encodes 682 amino acids. The transcript is spliced from 14 exons. Gene Ontology annotation, molecular function: DNA binding; protein binding.
GUCAAAGUGGAGAAACUAUUGGGUGAGACACAAAGAGAUCCGGUUUUAGGGAUGUCGUAACGUUGAUACAUUGUCUCUAAGCUCUGAUUUAGAGAGGGAGUGGGAGGGGCAAACAACAACGACAAGAACAGCGAAGGAAAGCAACAACAGCUUCAGUCUUACAUUAUUAUGAGUGCUUAAAAAAAAAAGGCAAAGCAGUAUUGGAGACUUGAAAAGGAAGGUGGUUUUAAGGGGACCAGACAAAAGCAGAAAGCGGUUUUGUAACUGAAACGGGGCGUGGCCAAAGAUUAUUAAAAGAGGGAAAAGAAAAGAAAAGAAUCCUCACUGUCGUUACACAAAAACUACCAACAAUGAAUUCAUAUAUAACCGUCAGGCCUAGUUCGGCUGGUGAUGAUCUAUAUCAAGAAUUAUGGAAGCUAUGUGCAGGCCCCUUGGUGGAGGUUCCUCGGGUUCACGAGAGAGUUUUUUACUUCCCUCAGGGUCACAUGGAACAAUUAGAAGCAUCGACAAAUCAGGAACUUAGCAAUCAAACCCCACUGUUUAAUCUUCCUUCUAAGAUCCUAUGUCGUGUUCUUCACGUGGAGUUACUGGCAGAACAAGAGACAGAUGAAGUUUAUGCUCAGAUCACUUUGCAGCCUGAAGAUCAAAGUGAGCCUACAAGUCUUGAUCCCUUCCCAACCGAGGCUCCAAAGAGGAAAGUUCAUUCCUUUAGUAAGAUUCUAACGGCAUCAGACACUAGCACUCAUGGAGGGUUCUCUGUUCUCCGAAAGCAUGCAACUGAGUGCCUUCCUCCUUUGGACAUGAAUCUAGCAACUCCAACUCAGGAGUUGGUUGCCAAAGAUCUUCACGGGUAUGAGUGGCGGUUCAAGCAUAUAUUUAGAGGGCAACCACGGAGACAUUUACUUACAACAGGGUGGAGCACUUUUGUGACUUCGAAGAGAUUAGUUGCUGGAGAUGCAUUUGUGUUUCUUAGAGGUGAUAAUGGAGAACUAAGAGUUGGGGUUCGGCGGCUUGCUCGUCAACAGAGCACAAUGCCUUCGUCUGUGAUAUCCAGCCAGAGCAUGCAUUUAGGAGUGCUUGCUACUGCUGCUCAUGCUGUUACAACUCAUACCCUCUUUGUUGUGUAUUACAAACCAAGGACAAGCCAAUUCAUAAUUGGAGUAAACAAGUAUCUGGAGGCUAUUAACAAUGGAUUCUCUGUUGGCAUGCGUUUCAAGAUGAGAUUUGAGGGAGAAGACUCUCCUGAAAGAAGGUUCACAGGUACCAUAGUUGGGGUUGGAGAUAUUUCCCCACAUUGGUCAGAAUCUAAAUGGCGGUCCUUGAAGAUUCAAUGGGAUGAACCUGCAGCAAUACAAAGGCCAGAGAGAGUUUCUCCUUGGGAAAUAGAGCCGUUUGUAGCUUCUGCUUCUACAAAUGCACAACCUACUAUAAUGUGCAAAAGACCAAGACCUGUCGAUAUUCCAGCUUCUGAAAUUACUACCAGUUCAGCUGGUUCAGCCUUCUGGUGUCGUGAGUCAAUCCAGUCUCAUGAACUAACACCAGUGGGAAGCACACUUGAGGUCCAGAGCAGUGAAAACCAGGUUAUGUGGCCUAUGAGGCAGAAAGAAGCUGAUAAUUGUCUUAUCAAUGGUAAUGGAGGUUACAAAUCAAGGACUCCACCUGAAAAUGCCUGGCCACCUUCUCCUCUUGUGAAUGUAUCUUUGAACCUUUUUCCUGACUCAAUGGAGAACAACUACAAAACAGGAGCAUUGCAAACCGCUCUCACUGGUUAUGCCAAGGGCCUAAUGCAUGAUCAAGUUGAAAAAAGAAAAACUGAGACUUUCACAGGUUGCCGGUUGUUUGGGUUUAAUUUGACAGAUAGCACUAGUGUAGCUGCCCCCCCUGACAAGGAACAAACGAGCACAAGUAUUGACUACAAUGGUGUGAGAGGGCAUGUCCCUGCUGCGUUUCAUGUUGAACAGAAACCAGAAACUUCAAAGGAGCAGAAGCAAGUUGCAUCGGAGACAUCAACCCAGGAGAUGCAAGCUAAGCAGGGUUCUGCAACUUCCAUGAGAAGUCGUACCAAGGUACAUAUGCAAGGGAUUGCAGUUGGCCGUGCUAUUGACUUAACUGCACUGAAAGGAUAUAAUGAUCUCAUAAAUGAGCUGGAGAAAAUGUUUGAGAUCAAGGGAGAGCUUUGUCGUAGUGGUCAGUGGUCCAUUGUUUUUACUGAUGAUGAGGGUGAUAUGAUGCUCGUGGGUGAUGAUCCCUGGGUUGAAUUUUGUAAGAUGGUGAGAAAGAUCUUCAUAUAUUCAAGCGAGGAGGUGAAGAAGAUUAGUACAAGAUGCAAAUUUCCAGCAUCAUCUAUGGAGUGUGAAGGGACGGUUGUAAGCUUGGACUCAGAGCAUAGGUCUGUUUGAAAACCCUAACUUAGCUUUGUUUUGUUGUCGUUAGUUUGCAAUGGUGGAAGAGAAAUGUAGCUGGUUUAUUUUGCUUAGUUUUUUUUAUUUUUAAUUUUAUUUUGAGAGCUUUGCUCAAGGACAGUAGAAGAGUGAAUGAAGUGCAGAAACUAAACUCUUUAGUUGAUGGUAAAAAAGAAUAGGAAGACUUUGAUUAGUUAGAAAUGGAAGGAUUGAGUUUAGCUUUUGCUUUGUUUGGGUGGUAGCGUGGUUUCAGUGACAGAGUGAAGCAGCCUGUAAAAAUAUAAAUGCUUGCAUUUAGUUGUUUUUGGCUGGUUUCCCCUGGAUGCCAUAUUCUAA